This is a messenger RNA of Microdochium trichocladiopsis, 1579 nucleotides long. RefSeq lists its product as uncharacterized. The transcript has 2 exons. Gene Ontology annotation, cellular component: endoplasmic reticulum; ERMES complex. The record is from RefSeq and is a predicted model, not a curated record. Gene Ontology annotation, molecular function: lipid binding. The coding region runs from base 128 to 1411 and encodes 427 amino acids. Gene Ontology annotation, biological process: mitochondrion organization; phospholipid transport. Lineage: Eukaryota; Fungi; Ascomycota; Sordariomycetes; Xylariales; Microdochiaceae.
ACUCAACUCGUCGCUUGGCAGGAUACACACCCACCCCCAAUCCGUGCCGAUGGAACAGAGAGUUUCAAUGUCGAGGUGACAAUCCUGGGACUCCGUCGCCACGCUCAGCGGCGACACCACCACCACAAUGGCCGCCUCGGACAUGUGCUCGGCCACUCGGGAGCCAGCGCUGUCAUUCACGCAGGGUUUGAUCGUCGGCCAGAUCUCCGUGGUGCUGCUCAUUGCUGCAUUUAUCAAGUUCUUCAUCUUUGGAGACCCUCCCUCUGCCGAGGUCACAGCCGCUGCCCGCGCAUCAGAGCGACGCUCCCGAACACUGGCUCAUAAGGAAUCCCUUCUCACCUUGCGAACGCCCAAUCUACGACAGCCGCAGCAAACCCUGAACAGAAAGAAGUCGACAGUCCUACGAAACCCGCCUGCGCUCACGAUCGGCUCCAUUUUGAACAAGACGUACUACAAUGUCGACAGCCACCAGCCAGAAUCGCUCGACUGGUUCAACGUCCUCAUAGCACAGACCAUCGCGCAGGCGCGCAGCGAUGCCCAACACGACGACGCAAUUCUCAACUCGCUGAACAAGGCGCUCAACAACGGCGCAAGGCCUGACUUCCUCGACGAGAUCAAGGUGACGGAGCUGACGCUCGGCGAGGACUUCCCCAUCCUCAGUAACUGUCGCGUCAUACCCGUCGACGAGGAUGGCAUCGGCCUUGACGAGCACGAGUUCCACGCCAAGAGUUCGCAACCCAUGGGCGAGGGAACGCGGCUGCAGGCGCGAAUGGACGUGGACCUGAGUGACAUGAUCACCCUCGCAAUCGAAACCAAGCUGCUGCUAAACUACCCAAAGCGCCUAACCGCCGUGCUCCCCGUUGCCCUCGCCGUAAGCAUCGUGCGCUUCAGCGGCACGUUGAGCAUAUCCUUCAUCCCGUCAAACCCUUCCCAGUCGACACCCACGAUGAUGCGGUUCUACUUUCUCGACGACUACCGCCUCGAGUUCUCGAUACGCAGUCUGGUUGGCAGCAGAUCCAGGCUGCAAGACGUGCCCAAGAUUGCGCAGAUUGUCGAGGCGAGGCUACACCGGUGGUUUGACGAGCGCGCCGUAGAGCCGCGGUUUCAGGAGAUUGCACUGCCAAGCCUGUGGCCCAGGAAGAAGAACACGCGCGGCGGUGAAGAUCCCCUGGACGCAGCUAGCGCGGCAGGCAGCGCCAGCGCGAGUGCCGCGGGCAGCACGAACAUGGGCAAAGGCAAGUCGCGAGAGACGGCCAGGGACCUGAGAGACGAGACUGCGUCGUGGAAGGAAGUCCACGCCGAGUCGUCAGCCCGCGCGGCAAGCGACCACCUGCGCUAUCGCAGGACCAGGGGGGGCGACGCCUCGAGCACUGGCGAGUAUAGCAUGCCGGGAAGUUACUUGGGGACGUAAUGAUGAUGGCGGCGACAAAUUAGUGCCGCACGAGAUGAUCUGCCAGGAGCAUGUAUGAUGAUGACCAUGUGUGUACGAAUACAGUUUAUAUAUAUAUAUAUAUAUAGAGAGAGAGAGAGAGAGAGACUUUUGCGAGCUCCUUGUACUACUAAUCAAACCAAUGCGCCC